CUGUGUGUGUUUCUUGUGAUUUCUCAGCCAGCUCCUCAUUCCCGCUCAGAGGUAGACAGCAGGGACCCUCACUGGCCAGGGAAGAAGCAAUAUUCUGCCCUGUUUUCAACAAGUAGAAGGUGCAAACGAGGAAAAAGAUGGAGAGGAAGCAGGGAGAGGUGGACCACCUGGAGCGAUCGAGACCCCUGACAGACAAGGAGAGGGUGAUGAUCCAGGACUCGUGGGCAAAAGUCUACCAGAACUGUGACGAUGCUGGAGUUGCCAUACUUGUGAGGCUUUUUGUGAAUUUCCCCUCAUCCAAGCAGUACUUCAGCCAGUUCAAGCACAUCGAGGAUGCAGAGGAGCUGGAAAAAAGUUCCCAGCUCAGGAAACACGCCCGCAGAGUAAUGAACGCCAUCAAUACGCUGGUGGAGAGCCUGGACAACUCAGACAAGGUCUCCUCAGUGCUGAAUGCAGUGGGUAAGGCUCACGCAAUCAGACACAAGGUGGACCCAGUAUACUUUAAGAUUCUGAGCGGUGUAAUUCUGGAAGUCCUGGGAGAAGCAUAUCCACAGGUGAUGACGGCAGAAGUGGCUUCAGCAUGGACCAACCUACUGGCUAUACUUUGCUGCAGCAUCAAGGCUGUCUAUGAGGAACUGGGCUGGCCGCACCUCUCCAACUCAACCAGCUGAGGCAUUUUUCAGGAAGCUUUUCAAAACUCCCUGUAAACUAGUCAGGAAUCGACUGACUCUAAUCUGGGAAUCCAGUACAGUAUAAUCUAUGAUAAUCAUGGAAAAGUACACAGUAUAGUCAACAGUAAGAACAAAUACUGUGCCAUUUUUAAGGCUAGCAGUGUGUUCAUGAGGAGGGAUCUUUAAAUUUAUACUGUUAUAAAUGCCUGACACUUUUAAAGGAUUGAACAAAGAACAUGCAUGGACCCGAUCAUUUUUGAGAAGUCACAUUUGACCUGAGUGUGCCUUCCACUGAAUGUUUAUAUGUGGAGAAGAAAAUGUAAACAGCUUUCUUUCUAAAUAUUCAAAAGUUUUUCAGGUGUACUUUGCCCAUCCGUUCGAAUUCACUCGUAUCCAAACAAUCAAACAUUUAUACCGUUUUUUUGUAUCUGUUGUUUUUUUUUUGCAUUUGUAUUUACAAUCAAGUAUAGAUUGGAAUAAACGGGUAAAAAUAACCCUGGAUUUU
Messenger RNA from Oryzias latipes (Japanese medaka), 1176 nucleotides. It is a transcript of the gene cygb1, whose product is annotated as cytoglobin-1. Lineage: Eukaryota; Metazoa; Chordata; Actinopteri; Beloniformes; Adrianichthyidae. Gene Ontology annotation, biological process: oxygen transport. Gene Ontology annotation, molecular function: heme binding; oxygen binding; oxidoreductase activity. The record is from RefSeq and is a predicted model, not a curated record.